Molecule: messenger RNA, 1601 nt
Organism: Nymphaea colorata (pocket water lily)
Lineage: Eukaryota; Viridiplantae; Streptophyta; Magnoliopsida; Nymphaeales; Nymphaeaceae
Product: probable 2-carboxy-D-arabinitol-1-phosphatase
Exons: 7
Coding region: 413-1390 (325 amino acids)
Molecular function (GO): phosphatase activity
Source: RefSeq, a predicted model, not a curated record
AUGACCCAAGAUAUUUUCUUCCCAGAAACGAAGAGGAUGGGUAGAUUAAUUAUCCAUGAGGUGCAAGAACCGAAUAUUCUGAAAUACCUUCGGCCUGCACAUCCACAUGCUUUCCGAUGAGCUUGGGAUGAUCUACCCACCUGACUCAAACCUCGGCCUCACGAAUCUCCAUCAUCCUUGUCUUUCACGGCUCAUGCUUUUGCUCCCUACACCUAGGAUACCUGCUUAUGUCCUCCUCCAAUUUUGUUCCAAAAGUUCCUCUUCAGUUGAGUUGCAGGAGUUUCUCUUGAAUUGGGUUGCGAAGUUUCGUCUGGAUUCUCACUAAUUUCCCUGUAUGAGGGAGAAUUUGAGGUUCUUUGUUUCUUCUUUUUGUGGUUAGCAUCAUUUUCCUUGGGAGUUUUUGGCGUUCAGGAUGGGUGGUGGAUUGUUGGUUCAAUUUGGAACAGCGGAUUUUAGGUGGUGGGUUAGUGACAUAGCCCAGCAGGUGCCUUACUGCGUUCACAACCACCAAAGAUGGCGCUUUUCUUCUCCUCCUCCUCCGACCCAGAUUACAUGCCAUGCUCUACGCGUCUCUUCUCCCGCUUCAUCAUCUGUUGCAACAAAGGCUACUUCAGGUGACGGUGCUGUAGAUGUUCUUGUGUCUCAAGAACCAAAAGAAGAUGUCCGUGCUGCAGAAGCUGUAGAAAAACGUGCCUCACUUACUGGCAAUGCAUAUGAUUUCAAAGGAGCGACGACAUCACUUGUCUCUGGACGAUUGACCAACUCAAAAAAGGUCACCAUUGUCAGGCAUGGCCUCAGCUCCUGGAAUGCCGAAAGCAGAAUUCAGGGAAGUUCAAAUCUGUCCAUCCUAACAGAUGCUGGAGAAAAGCAGGCCGAGAUGUGCCGACAUGCAUUAUCCAAUUUAAGUUUCGACUGUUGUUUCUCUAGUCCAAUCUCACGUGCAAAGCGGAGUGCUGAGCUUAUAUGGCAAGAAAGGGAAGAACCACUUAUUUUCCUCGAUUCACUGAAAGAGGCAAACUUAUACUUUCUUGAGGGAAUGAAAAAUGUCGAUGCUAAAAGGGAAUACCCUGAGCUAUACAACGCAUGGAGGGAGGACCCUGCUAACUUUAAGGUGAAUGGGAUCUAUCCUGUUCGAGAUCUGUGGUUAACUGCUAAAGAAGCCUGGAAGGAAAUCUUGGUUACUCCUGGAGAAAGUUUCUUGGUUGUCACUCACAAGUCAAUUUUGCGUGCAUUGAUUUGUACAGCACUUGGUUUGGCUCCUGAGAGGUUUCGUGCAAUUGACAUAAAUAAUGGCGGAAUCUCAACAAUAGUCUUCAACAAGCAAGGGGAAGCCAUGCUCCAAAGCUUAAAUCUUACUUCUCAUAUCUACAGCGAACGUGUAUAUUAUUAAACGAGACAACUGUAUUGGAUAUCUACAGCGAACAUGUAAAGGCGGUUUUGUACCCAUAUUAUAAGUCUAUAAGCUCGAUCUUUCAUAGGCAUCGGCUUGGAGCUUUUCAAACUCGAAUAACCUACAUUUUCCGUCCUCUGUGCUUGUGGAAAUGACUGCACUUCUUAACAGUUAGAAACUUUGGAAAACAGCGACACAGACUUCCUUUUUA